Molecule: messenger RNA, 2760 nt
Organism: Helobdella robusta
Lineage: Eukaryota; Metazoa; Annelida; Clitellata; Rhynchobdellida; Glossiphoniidae
Exons: 10
Coding region: 1-2760 (919 amino acids)
Molecular function (GO): protein binding
Source: RefSeq, a predicted model, not a curated record
AUGACUACAGCCUCAUUCCAUUAUAUUAAAUUUACUGAUGAAGAAUUAUUUGUUAACAGGUGUGCACUGAGAUCGAUGAAACGAGAAGAACAGGCUGGUCCCAACUUCCACUACAAGGUCAGCUACAAAAGGUUACGAGGUCACGGGAUCGAUGAUGAUGAUGAUGACGAUGACGUCAGCGAUGAUGAAGUCGUACAACAGAUAUUCGACUUGAACGCCAACAACCUGAGUGUCCCGAACGUGGGGGUCUACAGAGCCUUCGAGAUCUACGUGCUGGCCGUCAAUGAGAAGGGCAGUGCCCACAAUGUCAAGAAGAUCAUCGGGUACUCUGGUCAAGGAAAACCAAAAGUUGUACCAAAGAACUUGAAACUGCUGGAACACACUCUCACCUGGAAGAAUGCCACCUUCGAGUGGGACCCGGUCGUUGAUGACGUCAGCCUGAUACAAGGCUAUCUGACAGGGUACAAGAUACACUACUGGCGGACAGACCACCCGAAUGAUGUGAGAACAGUCUACGUGAGCGUCAGACCGUGGAUCCCCUGCCAGCAGGUGCACAAGAGGAAGCGACACAACAGGAACAUCCGCGGUAAUGGAAGAAAUGGCAAGAAGGUCAAUGGUACUGUCACCAAUCUCUGGCCCGAUGCCACCAUCAAUGCUGCCGUGAUGGUGGUAAACGGGGGAGGAGCUGGUGACCUCAGUGAUCCAAUCAGCUUUAAGACGCCAGAAGGAGACCUAAAAGUGGUCGAGCGAGGUUCUGACCAUCUGAAGAUCAGGUGGAGUCCUCCCAAGGAUUCAAACGGAAAUCUCACUGGUUUUGAAAUACAUUACAAGCAAGGUGGACGCUCCUCAAUAAAUUUUGAAAACAGAUGGGUCUUGAGAUCCGCUUUGAACUUCGCAAGUGAUGGAGAAGUAGUCAGAGAAGUAGGUAGAGAGUUCCAGAGAAAAGGACCAGUAAAAGCAAAAGCAGAUUUAGCAAAAGAUUGUUUAACACGAGUUAAGAAAAAGCGAGAAGACGAUCGUAAACCGGGGCGUUUAGCUCCCCCAUCAAUGGAGUCAAAAAAGGAGGUGCUCAUAAACGACACGAACAAGUUGGAGAAAAAGUUGAUGGACCUGAAGCCUGGCAAGCCCUACCUGAUUACUGUCUACGGCACGACGAAGGCAGGCAGAGGUAGCGAGAACUUCAUCGAGGAUCGUACCAGGCCCGAAGCAGCGCCCACUCCGCCAAUUAUGGGACCGAUCGAAAUAGGAGAUGAUUACAUCAACGUAUCCUGGACACCCACUGAUGAUCCUGAUGAUCCCAAUCAAAAUCCUGGCAGCACAUUUGCAGUUGAAUACAAACCAACAGAUCCAGACAAAGCAGACGAUGAUGCAUCUUCAAGUGAUCAAGGUCCUGGAUUAGGCGGAGGCAAACCUUCAGAAGAUGAUGAUGAUGACACUUAUGAUGAUGAUGACGACGGCGAUGAGGAUGACGACAGUGACGGCGGUAACGAUGAUGACCAUGAAAAGUCUCCAGACGACCAAAAGCCAACAGGUGUAUUAUCCGGCUUUGAUAAAAUAAAAACCACUAAGAAACCGAGCGGAUCCAUAGACGAUUUAGAUUCUGAAGACUACAGAGAUUCUGAUGAUGAAGACAAACCUGUUGGACCAGAGACUCGUCCUCAUGAUCGUCCCAAGGAUAGAGAUAAAGAUGCUCCUGAGAGAAGUAAAGAUGAUUAUUCUGGUCCCGGUGGUCAACAACCUCCAAAAGAUAGUCGUCCAACAAAAGAUGGCCGACCAGACGAUAAACAACCAGGCAGUGAUUCAGACGACGAUAAAAGUGAUGAUAAUGACGACGAGGAUGAUAGCAGGCACACUCAUGAUGAAGGUGGUGAUGAUGGUUUUGGAGGUCCUGUAAGUCAAAAACCAGAUGGCUCUAAAAAACCUAGCACCAAAACUGAAAAACCUGACGAUGGCACUGCCAGAUCCGAUGGUGAUAGUAAACCCGAUGGAUCUAGUGGACCCGAUGGUACUGGAAGACCCGACGAUAGUGGUAAACCAGAUGGUUCUAGUGGAAAAGAUGGUUCUGAUGGUCGUCCUGGCGGUGGAGAUAGUGAUCCGAAACGCCCAAGUGAUAAACCUGGUGGAGAUGAUAAAGAAACUGGUAAUCCUGAAGAUAGCGACGGAAAACAGGCUGGUGCUGGAAAAAUUGGCGACACCGAAGGGCCUGAUGGGGACGGUGGAGAUGGAAGGCCUAAAAAACAACCUGGUGACAAACCAAGAAAGCCAGUAGAAGAUGAGAACAUUAAACGUCCAGUUGAUCGUUUUCCUAGUGAUGAUCAUGAUCAUCCAAGACGUGAACACCCAAGAACAGAUGACGACGAUUUUGUUGAAAACGAAAAAUUAGGGCCGCAUGUAGUUGGACCAGGUCCUGGUUCCCAAGAUGGGCAAGAUAGACCCCGCAGUGAUAAUUAUAGGCCGGAUGAUGAGGGUGUUGGAAGACCAGGUGGGGCAGGAAGACCAGGCGGUGGCAAUGACAAAGGGAUCCUUCAUCCUAAAACAACUCCAAAAGUUCCAAAAAAAAAAGGACAGAAAAAAGGCAAAAAGAAGGGGACGUGGAAGAGGACAAUUCCAGAAUCUGAAAACAAUUGGAUUAACGUUACCGAUCUGAAGCCUGGAGCUACUUAUGAUGUAAGAAUUGUUGCCAAAAAUAAAGGGGGCAAAGAAGCCAAAACUAACGCCACAAAAAUUGUUGUAAUACCGGAAACAAAAAGUAAUUUUUAA